Messenger RNA from Pipistrellus kuhlii (Kuhl's pipistrelle), 2186 nucleotides. It is a transcript of the gene LIME1, whose product is annotated as Lck interacting transmembrane adaptor 1. Gene Ontology annotation, molecular function: protein kinase binding. The transcript has 5 exons. Bases 922 to 1956 code for a protein of 344 amino acids. Gene Ontology annotation, biological process: regulation of release of sequestered calcium ion into cytosol; regulation of non-canonical NF-kappaB signal transduction; regulation of canonical NF-kappaB signal transduction. Lineage: Eukaryota; Metazoa; Chordata; Mammalia; Chiroptera; Vespertilionidae. Gene Ontology annotation, cellular component: B cell receptor complex. The record is from RefSeq and is a predicted model, not a curated record.
GGUCCCACGCUACCCGCACUCAAGCAGUGGAGCGUAGUGGGAGGGGCUGGCCACUCGGGCCCUCGGGAGUCCUGCCAAUGGGCAGGAGGGCCUGGCGGUGGGUUUGAGAGCCGGAUUUACCCUCGUGCUUGGUGGCCUGUCUCCUCCCAGUGUGUGCCCACCUCUUCGUGGGUGGAGACAGAGGGGUAGGCUCCCGCCAUGGCAGCUCGAAGCACACACCCACUGAGUGUCAUCGGACCCCAGCCGGGCGCAGCAGUUGGGUGAGGCUGCGGUGGUGGCGGCUGCUGCUGUAGGGGGUUGAGACGAAAUCUGACACAGAGGCAGGAAGUGGGGGAGCUGCACAGGCACCACUGCUCCUGGAGCCGCUGGCUGCCCCAAUGGCUGAGGAGGGCCCUGCGCCCGCGGCCCUGGUAAGUGCCUCUGAGCCGCAGCCUGGCCCGCUCUCCGGGCCUGCUGCUGCGAGCCCCCCAGGGAGCACUCCGGCUGGGGCUGGGAGGACUCGGCUGCCAGGUUGCGGCACUGGACCUCCCGUGUGGGAAGCCCACUCCCUGGGUCCGGCACUCGGCCCCCACCCCCCGUGUGGGUGCUGGGCUUUGCUGAUUGUAGAGCGGACCCCACCCCCUGCAGCCUUGCUAAAGCCCGGGAAGGAGACAGGUCCAAUAGCGGGAAUGGAGGAGGGGGUGGGGGAGGUGCCCGGUGCCCAAAGCAGCCCCUUCCUGUCAGCUGGCCCCACCUUUCCAGCCCUCGGGGCCAAUGCCGAAGGCAGCACCUCAGACAGGCCUCACCUGGGCAGGGCAGGGCUGCAGGGCAGGCUGUGGCCUGUGGCUUGAAGGCUCCUGCGUGUGACCUCGGUGGCGUCCCCAGAUCUCAGGUUUGGGCUGUAGUGGCCACGAUGGGGCCUUGGCCAGGUCCUCUCUGGCCAUGCUCUGCGGUCGCGGGUUAUCUUUGCUGGCCUGGGCACACAUGAGGGCCCGGAAGCACACGUUCUCACACUGCCCAGGAGCCCCCAACCGGAGGCAGGAGAGGAAGGUCAGUCCGGGGCUACACAGGAUGGGGCCACCAGUGCCCUCAGCCCCUCCUGCCCUUUGGGUCCUAGGGUGCCUCGCCCUGCUCCUCUGGCUGUGGGUGCUGUGCACAGCCUGCCACAGGAAGCAGGCUCGGAGGCAGCCAGCUGGGCUGCAGGGUACCAUGAUGCCAGUGGAAAUGGUGAGUGCCAGGCUGCCACUGGGGCCAGGUCGGGGCCAGCGGGGACUGACCUGCCUUCCUUGCCCCCAGAGCCUGCUGAGACGGCCCCCGCUCUGCAUCCUCAGCAAGUCAGACACCAGACUGCAUGAGCUGCACCAGGGGCCGCUGCACCGUGCAGCCCCUCGUCCUGCCAGCAUGGAUCUGCGCCCACAAUGUCUGGAGGUGGCCAGAGACACCACGAGGCCCCCAGCCGCCUUCUCACACCGGGAACUGCCCCGGACCUCACCUGCUGCUGCCCAGCCCUCCACGGGCCCUGAGGCCACCUAUUCCAAUGUGGGGCUGGCAGCCAUCCCCAGGGCCAGCCUGGCAGCCAUCCCCGUGGUGUGGGCAGGGGUAGGGGCAGGGCUGACCAGCAGCUGUGCCAGAGACGGGCCUGAGGCCAGACCGGUGGUGGCUGAGUAUGCUUGUAUCCACAAGCUCAAGGGGACAGUUCGGGGUCCCCUAGGCCUGGAUCAGGGGAAGACCCAGGGGACCCCAGCCACUCAGGUGGAUAUCCUAUACUCCAGGAUCAGCAAGCCUAAAAGGAGGGACCCGCGAUCUGCCCUAGACCAGCUGGACCCCAAAGGCAGGGCAGCAAUUCUGACUCUGGGCAGGAACCUGGAUUACGAGGCCCCCCCACUCAGGGGCCUGAGUACCCACAGCGAUCUAGAAAACGUGUACGAGAGCAUCCAGGAGCUGGGGCUCCAGCCGGCAGCCCCCAGCUCUAGCUAACAGAUCAGACACGAAGGCCUGCCUCUCCUGCCUCCGCCUGCGGGGCUCAACUACGCAGGGGUCUCCAACCCCUUCCUGCCCUAUCACCCAAGGACAGAUACUCCUUCUUCCAGCGUCCCUCUUCCUCACAGCCCCCCACAGAGGGCAGCCUGAGGGUCUGGGGUCCUGGCUGCCCUGGCCUCUCCUGCCAGCGUCUUAAUAAAUGCCCAGCGCGGGGAGGAUGAACACCA